This is a messenger RNA of Haliaeetus leucocephalus (bald eagle), 4041 nucleotides long. RefSeq names its product ATPase, H+ transporting, lysosomal V0 subunit a1 (gene ATP6V0A1). The transcript is spliced from 19 exons. Gene Ontology annotation, cellular component: plasma membrane; vacuolar proton-transporting V-type ATPase complex; vacuolar proton-transporting V-type ATPase, V0 domain. The record is from RefSeq and is a predicted model, not a curated record. The coding region runs from base 66 to 2405 and encodes 779 amino acids. Gene Ontology annotation, biological process: proton transmembrane transport; vacuolar acidification. Gene Ontology annotation, molecular function: ATPase binding; proton-transporting ATPase activity, rotational mechanism. NCBI's taxonomy places the organism in Eukaryota, Metazoa, Chordata, Aves, Accipitriformes, Accipitridae.
AGCUCAACCCCGACGUGAACGUGUUCCAGCGUAAAUUCGUUAACGAAGUCAGGAGGUGUGAAGAAAUGGACCGCAAGCUCAGGUUUGUUGAGAAGGAGAUUAAAAAAGCAAAUAUUCCUAUCAUGGACACCGGUGAAAACCCGGAGGUGCCUUUUCCACGUGACAUGAUUGACUUGGAGGCAAACUUUGAGAAAAUUGAAAAUGAGCUUAAAGAAAUCAACACAAACCAGGAAGCUCUGAAGAGAAACUUCUUGGAGCUGACAGAAUUAAAAUUUAUACUGCGUAAAACUCAGCAAUUUUUUGAUGAGGCUGAAUUGCAUCAUCAGCAGAUGGCGGAUCCAGACCUGUUGGAGGAAUCCUCUUCACUCCUGGAACCAAGCGAGAUGGGAAGAGGUGCCCCACUACGACUUGGUUUUGUGGCUGGUGUGAUCAACCGUGAGCGGAUCCCCAUGUUUGAGCGCAUGCUAUGGCGAGUGUGCCGAGGGAAUGUAUUCCUGCGUCAAGCAGAAAUUGAAAACCCCCUGGAGGAUCCUGUAACGGGGGAUUAUGUGCACAAGUCUGUGUUUAUCAUCUUUUUCCAAGGCGACCAGCUGAAGAACAGAGUCAAGAAGAUAUGUGAAGGAUUCCGUGCCUCCCUCUACCCAUGCCCAGAAACACCACAGGAGCGGAAAGAAAUGGCUUCUGGUGUCAAUACCAGAAUUGAUGAUCUUCAGAUGGUGCUGAACCAAACAGAGGAUCAUCGCCAAAGGGUUUUGCAGGCAGCCGCUAAAAAUAUCCGUGUCUGGUUCAUCAAAGUACGCAAGAUGAAGGCUAUCUACCAUACCCUGAAUUUGUGCAAUAUCGAUGUGACACAGAAGUGCUUGAUUGCUGAAGUCUGGUGUCCUGUUGCCGACCUCGAUUCUAUCCAGUUUGCUCUCAGGAGAGGCACUGAGCACAGCGGAUCCACUGUCCCAUCUAUUUUAAACAGGAUGCAAACCAAUCAGACCCCACCAACAUACAACAAAACUAACAAGUUUACUUCUGGCUUUCAAAACAUUGUUGAUGCUUAUGGCAUUGGAACAUAUCGGGAAAUAAAUCCAGCACCCUAUACGAUCAUUACCUUCCCGUUUUUGUUUGCUGUGAUGUUUGGAGAUUUUGGCCAUGGAAUACUGAUGACUCUGAUUGCUGUCUGGAUGGUGCUUAGGGAAAGUCGUAUUCUGUCACAGAAGAGUGACAAUGAGAUGUUCAACAUGGUUUUUAGUGGUCGAUACAUCAUACUGCUGAUGGGACUGUUCUCCACUUACACAGGCCUCAUCUACAAUGACUGCUUCUCCAAGUCUCUUAAUAUGUUCGGUUCAUCAUGGAGCGUGCGGCCGAUGUUCUCAAAAGGCAAUUGGUCAGAUGCCUUGCUAGAGAAUACUCCUCUGCUUCAGCUGAACCCUGCUAUUCCAGGGGUGUUUGGUGGUCCUUAUCCCUUUGGCAUUGACCCGAUUUGGAAUAUUGCCAGCAAUAAGCUGGCCUUCCUCAAUUCGUUUAAGAUGAAAAUGUCUGUGAUUCUUGGCAUUAUCCACAUGCUCUUUGGUGUCACAUUGAGUCUUCUCAACCAUAUCUAUUUUAAGAAGCCACUGAACAUAUACCUUGGAUUUAUUCCAGAAAUUAUUUUCAUGUCAUCACUGUUUGGAUACCUUGUUAUUCUCAUUUUCUACAAAUGGACAGCCUAUGAUGCUCACACAUCAAAGGAUGCACCAAGCCUUUUAAUACAUUUUAUCAAUAUGUUUCUGUUCUCCUAUAGUGAUACCAGUAAUAAGAUGCUAUAUAAAGGGCAGCAAGGGCUCCAAUGUUUCCUUGUGGUGGUGGCGUUACUGUGUGUGCCAUGGAUGCUGGUAGCUAAACCCUUGGUCCUUCGCCAUCAGUAUUUAAGGAGAAAGCACUUGGGAACGCACAACUUUGGUGGGAUCCGGGUGGGCAAUGGACCAACUGAGGAGGAUGCUGAGAUCAUUCAACAUGACCAGCUAUCUACCCAUUCCGAGGAGGGGGAAGAGUUUGACUUCGGUGAUACUGUGGUGUACCAGGCUAUCCACACCAUUGAAUAUUGUCUGGGGUGCAUUUCAAACACUGCAUCCUACUUGAGGCUCUGGGCUCUCAGCUUAGCCCAUGCACAGCUCUCGGAGGUGCUCUGGACCAUGGUGAUCCACAUUGGCCUCAGCGUGAGGAGUCUGGGUGGAGGCUUUGGCCUCUUCUUCAUAUUUGCUGCUUUUGCUACCCUGACAGUAGCAAUUCUCCUGGUCAUGGAGGGGCUGUCUGCUUUCCUCCAUGCUCUUCGCUUGCACUGGAUUGAGUUCCAGAACAAGUUCUACACUGGCACUGGAUUCAAGUUUCUCCCUUUCUCCUUUGAUACCAUCCGUGAGGGGAGGUUUGACGAUUAAAGAUCCCUCCGCUCAAGCAGUGUUAAACGUCGUGUGUUUAUGGUUAGCCCUCUCCUGCGUGUCUGAGUUGCAUGUAAUUCUCCCAUAGUGAAAAUAAGUUAUUGCAGCACCCUCGAGUGUUACUGUGGCGUUUCGAAGCCAAGAGCUUUGACAUUCUUGGGUAAUGAGUGACACUGGAUCAAAGAAACUUUUCGUUCCUUAAGUUUACCACUGAAGAUACCACGUGCAUGAAGUGUCAGAGUUUGGUGUAUAAUAGUGUACUUCUUGUGUUGUGAAUUCCCUGGCAGGCUUAUCAGGGCAGCAUGAGAGAAAUGCAGCUAUGGCUGAGUGGGCAUACAAGCACAUGGAGAAAAGGUCUAACAACUUCAGCUUGCACAAAGCUUGCUGCUCGGGAAGAGAUUUUUUUAAAGAAAGUUUUACAUGUGGAUCCUACGUGUCUCUGCCUCUGAUUAAACAAAUUAUGAGCAGUGGGCAGUUGACAAUCCAGGGCAUGUUUCUUCUACCUCUAGGGAUUCCACAUGUGCCACCUUUUAAUCUGACAAAAACAAUGUCUCAUUCCGUGCAGGGAUUCAGCUCUUUGAACUCUGGCUGGGGCUUGGGGAGUUGAUAUGAAGGGGUAGAACUCAGCCUCAGCUAAGUGUAUGGUGGCUCUCAGUUUGCUCUAGCGAUGGGGAAAUACCUUGUCCUUGCAAGAGACCUUGUCUUCCCUGGAGAAGAGAUGCUUCUUUAACUGCACCUGCACACUUGUAUCCCAGGCAAAGCCCUAUGUCUAGCAGCAAAGGCCCGUUCCACCUCUUGUUUCUGGAGGCAGUGGUGGGAACAGGGGGGUCAGGCGCAGCAGGCUCGGCUGCCUUGCUGUGGCCUGGGGUGAGAUGGAGGAGGGACAAGGUGCAGUGCAAACUGUCAUCUCAGGUAUUGACCACUGGCAAUGGAACUUCCUGCAUUUCUUGUUUAAAGACGAAGCCCUCAGGCUGCAAAGCCCUAGAGGUGCAUCCAGAUAAUGCCCGUGCAGACUUGGCAUCGGUAGAGACAGCUUUUGCAAAGGUGGAGGUACUAGUGACAUAUGUUGUCAUGUAUGCUCGGGGUCUUGGGAGCCCUUUAAGGGAGAACUGAGGCCGAGUCUUGCCAAAAUAGUCCCAUGGCAGGGGAGUCUCAGUGGUGUUUCCCUGCACUAGCUGUUCGUUUUCUCCAGUACCAGGUGUGAAUAAUUUCUUGCCCUCCUCAACUUGAUGUAGCUGUAGGAGCAGUGGGGUGUGGGUAUGUGUUAGUGCUGUGUGUAACUGUCAUGUUUAAUUCUCAUAGUGGAUCUGAAGUAUUUGUGUAUGAACAGAUUAGAACAAUAAUGAGAAUCAUUGUAACCUGGAAUUGAGGAGGCAAUGCCACACAGUGCAGGGCUGUUUAAAAUUAUGUGACAAAGGUGCGUGUGCACUGCACACUGUAACGGGUGUGUGCACGGAGCACAGGGAUCCUUGUGCUGCGCGUGGGCAGCUUCUGGGUAAUCGUGGUGUUUACAGGUAUGCUCAGCUGUAUGUUUACAAUGGUGUUUGCAGACAAAAGAUGAAGUCAAAAUGUGUCUACGCGUGGAGCAGUGACACCAGUCCUGCUGCCGGGGUGAAAUGCAUUGCAGUCACUGUAA